AUGACGGAUAAACCAACACAAGUGCCUGCCGUUUUGGGCGUUACAUGCACAUUUUGGUCCCUUGCUGUGAUCAUCGUCGCCGUAAGAGUCUUUGUGAGAACACGACUAGUAAAGGCCCUAGGUCCUGACGACUGGUGGAUGCUGGCUGCCAUUGUUCUUUCCACAUUCGACCAAUCCUGCAAAAUAGCAUGGUGCUUUCAUGGACUGGGUAUGCAUAUAGAGGAUGUCGGUGCGCAUGACUUGGAUAGCUUUUUGAUGCUCAGCUACAUCGUUCCAGUGCAAUACCCGUUUGCUCUGGGAUUCGUCAAGAUGUCAAUCCUAAGCUUCUACCUUCGUGUUUUCCCACAGAAAAUAUUCCGUCACAUCUGCUUUGGUGUCAUGGGCAUCGUGGUUGCAUCAACAGUGACCGUCGCGUUGGGUCAAGCUUUUGCUUGCACACCUAUAAGUGAUGGGUGGAAAGCUGUCCCUACUGGGUCCUGCGUUGACCGAGAGGCUCUACAAGUUGCUGGGAGUAUUAUCAACCUCAUCACAGACGUGAUUGUCCUGGUAUUACCAAUGAAGUAUUUCUAUUCAAUGGCACUGGACAAGACCAAACGAUAUGGCAUUAUGGCCUUAUUUUCUCUAGGAUUGAUUACAUGCGUUGCGUCGGCAUACCGUCUCUCUACAAUCCCUAGUUUCUAUGCAUCAGCGGACAAGACCUGGAACAGUUCAUCUCUGUGCAUUUGGUCAUGCCUCGAGGUCAAUCUAUCCAUCAUCACAGCAUCCAUCCCAUCUAUCAAGAGUUUGGUUUCAGGCUAUAUGCGAAAAUCAACCGCGUCCAAGCCAAACAGUUAUGGGACUUAUGGAAGCACUGGAAGGUCCAAACGGACUUUGGGCCACGAAGAAGACGGAUGGCAACUUGUCAACCGGGAGAACACGGCUAAUGCCAGUAAAAGUGAUAUCGACGGUAAAAACAGCGAUAUUCACAUCCAAAGCGACAUUCACGUUCAAAGCGACGAGAGGGUGGAAGAGGAUUUUCCCUCCUCUACGAAUACGCCCGUCACACGGGCAUUUACAGAACGAAGACACAUUCUAGGAGCUGUUUCUCAAGAUAAGGUUCGCCGCGAUUCUACAAGUUCAAACGGUUCGAUACUCCUCGCAAACCACAGACCAAACGGCGACACGACGUUAGAUGUGUACUAUACUCUGGGUGCCCAAGUCGGAAAUGCAUCGGCCAACCUCGUCAUUGAUACAUACUCUGCUGAUUUAGUCAUCGAUCAGGAGAUCUACAGAAAUGGUACGGGUGAGCCAUAUCCAACGGGCUUCAUCUUUUCUGUCACAUACUCUAAUGGAUGGGUUUUUAAUGGUGAAACAAUGUUUUGGGAUACAGUCGGGCUGUAUCCGUCAUUCAACAACAGACUCUCCCAGGGCCAGAACUAUACCUUUUACACACCCAAUCAGACGGUCGAAGUAACAGAUAUCAAGUCAUAUAAACAGCUCGCCAAUAUCCCAAAUCCACAGGGAGUCAUCGGCCUUGCUUUCAACACGUCCAGUGGGGUUAUAGACUUGCAUAACACAACAGAGAAAAUUCCAGAGCCUCAUUCGAUUAUUGAAACAAUUGCACCGAAUCUUACAGAUCGCGUGGUCGGACUAGCUCUCCAACGAUGGGGACCACCGGGCAUGGACAUUGGGUGGUGGGACCCAUCUAGAAUGGACCGCGACAUUUGCUGGGCCGACAGUGUGUAUGCAUUUGAGGCGUGGAUGGUCCAUGUGGAAAGUGUGCUUUUAGGCAGGAAUGGGACAAAUUUUAAUGGCGUGGCAUAUACAGCUGUUCUCGACAGCAAGUAUCCGGGUCUUCUCCUGCCCCUGGGGAUCGCCAACGCCUAUUUUGCGCUGGUACCUGGAGCUUCUCAGAAUGUGUACCCAUGCGGAACGACAUUGCCCAGCUUGACUGUGAUAUUGAAGAACGACUGUGUCGUAAGUAUUCCCGGGGAAGCUUUGAAACGGCUUGAUUUGGGCGAUGGAAAAUGCAUGAUGGCGGUUGAAUCCAGCGGAUCUGGCAGUACCUCGCUCACGCUGGGCAUUCCAUUUUUUAAUAUCAUGUAUACGGUGUUGAACUAUACCGACCAAACGGUUGGUGUUGGGCAACAUGCAGGCUUACAAGACACGUUGGACAAGGUACACCAGUGGGAGACUAUGUCACCACUAUAUAGAUCACCAACACUAAGCCCUUCCUCUGCACGUCCUUCAUCUGCAGCAAGUCCUUCAUUCAAACCGAGCACAACGCCUACAUCCCAGCCCGCGAGUGGCACAUCACCCCCCAUCCACACCUGA
Talaromyces rugulosus is the source of this 2313-nucleotide messenger RNA. RefSeq lists its product as uncharacterized. The record is from RefSeq and is a predicted model, not a curated record. Bases 1 to 2313 code for a protein of 770 amino acids. NCBI's taxonomy places the organism in Eukaryota, Fungi, Ascomycota, Eurotiomycetes, Eurotiales, Trichocomaceae. The transcript is spliced from 10 exons.